Messenger RNA from Alosa sapidissima (American shad), 2831 nucleotides. It is a transcript of the gene kcnv2b, whose product is annotated as potassium channel, subfamily V, member 2b. Gene Ontology annotation, biological process: protein homooligomerization; potassium ion transmembrane transport. The record is from RefSeq and is a predicted model, not a curated record. The transcript has 5 exons. Gene Ontology annotation, cellular component: membrane; voltage-gated potassium channel complex. Gene Ontology annotation, molecular function: voltage-gated potassium channel activity; protein binding. Lineage: Eukaryota; Metazoa; Chordata; Actinopteri; Clupeiformes; Clupeidae. Bases 24 to 1601 code for a protein of 525 amino acids.
GUGUAGGGAGAAAACUAGUCGCAAUGUUAGAUCCAAAGGCCAGAAGACCGAGUCUCUUUCCAAAUUACAAAGUUGGUGGACUUUCAUAUUCCGCCACUGAUCCUGUGUACAGCCCACUACCAUUUGUGAAGGACAACUUGAUCAAACAGUGGAGCUCCUUGAAUGACAUAGAGGAAGAUAUUUAUGAUCCAUAUGCUGGUGAGGAUGAAGAAGAUGAGGUAUUUUCACCACCACCAGUGUUCUCAACACCAGUCAAGAACUGUGUGCUGAACAUCAACGUUGGUGGCAAGUCCUAUCAGAUUGCUCAGGGGGUGGUUGCCAGAUAUCCAAAGACUAGACUUGGCAUGCUUGCUACCUUCAAGGACCACUGCAAGAAGCUAGAUCUCUGUGAUGAUUACACUGUUACAAACAAUGAGUAUUUUUUCGACCGGGACCCAAGCGUAUUCAACAGCAUCUUUAAUUUUUACAGGACUGGAGUGCUCUGGAUUAAAGAUGAACUGUGUACGCGGAACUUUCUGGAGGAAAUAAACUACUGGGGAGUUCGUAUCAAGAACUCCCAUCGCUGCUGCCGCAUCAUGUUCGAGGAAAGACAAGAUGAGCUCAGUGAGCAGUUGAAAAUCCAAAAGGAGCUUCUGGCUGAGGUAGAUGUUGAGGAAAACGAAGAGGCAUUUCAGGAUAUGAUAAUGGGAUCCCUGCGGCAAAAGGUCUGGAAUUUAAUGGAGAAACCCUUCUCUUCAGUGGCUGCCAAACUCAUUGCAGUAGCUUUAAGUAUGUUUGUGCUGAUGUCGCUAGUAGCAAUGACAUUGAACUCUGUGGAGGAGAUGCAAUACAGGAGCCCAGCAGGCCAACUAAGUGGGAAGACUCAUUGUGAAUACGUUGAGGGUGCCUGCCUUGUCGUUUUUACCAUGGAAUAUCUUCUACGUCUAGUGUCAACACCAAACCUGAAACACUUUGCCAAAAGUAUACUGAACACAGUGGAUCUGAUCGCCAUACUACCACAUUACCUGCAAAUUGCCCUGGAAUGCUUUGACAGUCAGGACCUGGUCAAACCUGGCACUGACCUGAAGACAGUGGGUCAGGUGGGCAAGUUAGGUCAGGUUCUGCGGAUUAUGCGGCUAAUGCGCAUAUUCAGGAUCCUCAAACUUGCUCGCCACUCAACAGGGCUGCGAGCUUUUGGCUUCACCCUGAGGCAGAGCUAUCAGCAGGUUGGGUGCUUGCUCCUCUUUAUCGCCAUGGGCAUCUUUUCCUUCUCCGCUAUGGUCUACUCCGUUGAGCAUGAUGUCCCUCGGACUAACUUCACCAGCAUUCCACAUGCAUGGUGGUGGGCUGCAGUUAGUAUUUCAACUGUAGGAUAUGGAGAUGUAUACCCAGAGACUGUGUUUGGGCGGAUCUUUGCUUUCGGCUGCAUUUCUUUAGGAAUAAUAUUGAAUGGUAUGCCAAUAUCUAUGCUUUUCAACAAGUUUUCAGACUACUAUUCAAAGCUCAAGUCCCACGAAUACACCACAAAUGAAAGGAACAGAGGGAAACUGAGGUUUGCCAAAAGGGCAAGAAGAAGAAUGGCUGAAAUAUGUAAAAACAGCAUUUCCUAUAACACCAUCUAAGACAUGGCCUCACAAAACUAGGCUACUUUACCUUGAAAUCACUCUCUGACAGAGUGUCAUGUUGCUGCAUAGCCUAUUUUGCUGAUAUGCAGUAUUAAACAGGAACUCCAACUCUUGCAACUAUUGAUGCUAAUGGAAAAUCCACACGAAAAAAGGCCUAUGCUUUUGUAAACAUGUGCUGACAAUGAUGAUAUUGUUUCCUUUAUUCCAUUCAUUCCAUGUGUUCUUUCUUUCCCUAUUUCGUUUUUUGAUAUAUUGUGUUGUACAUUUGUGGUAAAAAAAACAUGUUUACAUUUAUGAUAUUAGGCCAUAUUGCCUUUUUCAAGUACAAUUUAACACAGGAUCCCAAAAUAAUAUUACUUGUACCAGUGUUUGACCAAACGUGUUGCCUACAUCCACCAUUUUGUGAAUACAUGUGACUUAAUAAAAUGCAGUGAAAAAUGUGAGGUGUUCUGUGAUACAAUAAAGCUAUAUCUAUCUGAUCAUUAUGCCUACCUUGUGAUGGUGCGUCCAUCCCUGAGCUAUACCUUCAGUCCUGUAGGUGGCACUGGCAAUUUCUAGCUAUAUAUAUUUCCAUAAUGCCUUAACACCACAAAAGAAGACAGCUGCCUACUGGCUCAGUGUGCUGUUUGACUGCUGUACUGGGCUUCUCUUGACCUCUACUGAGCGUUAGCUGGAUAACGUUAAAGGGUACAAUGGUGCCUCCAGUACAAGUUUCACCACUCAUCAAGACAGCCCGGUGGUCUGCAUUACUCGUAGGAAUCAUCUACGGAAAGAGGCGAUAUGAUCAUCUAAAGCCAAUUGCUGCAGAAGAGAGGAGAGUUGAGGAGGAGGAGAAGAAGAUCCGUGAGGAGAAGGAACGCAUUGCAAAAGAACUUGCAGAAGCAAGUCAAGAGACCAUUCUGAAAUGAAGUGCCCCAAGGGAAUCUAAACCUCUUCUUUCACCAUCUAUUGUGGUGGUCUUCUACACACCGGCUAGAACAGAUGUAUUCCAGAAUGAUGGAUAUAUUUAAUUUCAUACACUUUUCUCUGUGGAUAUAGACAGAAGUUAACAGAUUUCUGCGCUUUAAUGUUUUUCCAUAUUUUUUUCCUGUUGUGUACCCACCAUGUGGAACUUUUCGCAUACAUUGAACCUGCCUUUGUAUUCAACAAUAAUCCAGCCCCUGAAUAAUUCAUAGGGCAUAAAGAAAACAAAUGUAAAUGACAUAUUAAAAAUAAUUUGAAAUCCUA